CUCGACAGCCUCAAGUGCCACCAGUGACCCGGCCACUGCUACCUCCUCUACGGUCGCUACGCUACGCUACGGGGACCCCAAGACAUCCAUCCCCAUUCAAAUGGUUCAACAACCGUCCAACCUCAUCAUCGUCAGUCCGCGACAACCCCAGCGGCAACGACACUGAACAACCCUGGCCUGACUGCCCUCGACCUUUUGCGCCAUGGCGAUCUUCGCCAUGGGCUGGCAGAAGCCCGACAAUGUCGCUGGCUCAUCUGCCCCGGCGAUCAUGGUCGGCCUCUUUGUCGCCACAGGCGGCUUACUCUUUGGCUAUGACACUGGAACCAUCAACGGCAUCCUGGCCAUGAAAUCAUUCAAAGAUCACUUCUCGACCGGCUACGUCGACGGCAACGGACAGCCUGGUAUAUAUCCAAAAGAGAGCGCGUUAAUCGUUGCCAUGCUCAGCGCCGGAACAGCCAUCGGAGCCUUGCUCUCUGCGCCUCUCGGAGAUUACUAUGGACGUCGCCGGUCCCUUAUUGGCGCCAUCGGAAUCUUCGUAAUCGGCGCCAUUCUGCAAGUUUGUGCACACAAUAUUGCUCUGUUGGUGGCAGGAAGGACGGUUGCCGGUGUUGGUGUCGGCAUUGUCUCUGUGCUUGUCCCCUUAUAUCAGUCCGAGAUGGCACCCAAGUGGAUUCGAGGAACACUGGUGUGCACAUACCAACUCUCCAUCACCAUGGGGCUUCUUGCCGCUGCCGUGGUUAACAUCCUCACAUACAAAUUAAACUCAGCUGCUGCCUACCGGGUACCAAUGGGACUUCAGCUAACUUGGGCCUGUGUCUUGGCCCUGGGUUUGACCGUGUUACCCGAAACUCCCCGUUACCUCAUCAAACGUGGAGACAAGGACGCCGCUGCCCUUUCACUCAGUCGUCUGCGUCGACUGGACAUCACUCACCCUGCGUUGGUCGAGGAGCUUGCCGAAAUCGAAGCAAACCAUCAAUACGAAAUGACGCUGGGUCCCGAUUCUUACAAGGACAUUCUCUUCGGCGAACCUCACCUUGGCCGUCGCACGUUCACGGGUUGCUGUCUGCAAAUGCUGCAACAACUCACCGGCGUGAACUUUAUCAUGUAUUAUGGAACCACCUUCUUCAAUAACGCUGGCGUCGGAAACCCUUUCAAGAUCACUCUCAUCAUGCAAGUCAUUAACGCGGCAUCGACCAUACCCGGACUGUUUGUGGUCGAAUCAUGGGGUCGGCGUCGGCUUCUGAUGGUGGGCGCCAUCGGCAUGGCCAUCUGUCAGCUGCUGAUCGCUGCCUUCGCGGCGGCCAGCGGCUCCAAUAACCUAUCAGCACAGAACAAGGUCCUCAUCACCUUUGUUGGGAUAUACAUUUUCUUCUUUUCUGCAUCCUGGGGCCCGGUCGUGUGGGUCGUCACCUCCGAGAUUUAUCCGCUGAAGGUCAGGGCCAAGUCCAUGUCGAUAUCUACGGCUUCGAAUUGGCUCCUCAAUUUCGGCAUCGCCUAUGGCACCCCGUAUAUGCAAACAAACAGCGCAGCGAGCAACGAAACCUCGAUAGAUCUCGGCUCUAAAGUGUUUUUCGUAUGGGGAGCGUUUUGCAUAGUAGCGGUCGGCUUUGUAUGGUGCAUGGUAUACGAGACUAGCAAGAUCAGUCUCGAGCAGAUCGACGAGAUGUAUGAGAGAGUUGACCAUGCGUGGCACAGCAGGCGCUUCGAACCGAGUUGGAGUUUCCAGGAGAUGCGAGACUUUGGCUUCUCCGAUAGCGGCAUACCGCCAACGCAGCAGCAACAACAACACCAACCACAACACCAGCCACAAGUGGAACUCCAGCAAUCGCAGUCACGCACCAGCAACGCGAGUACGUCUCAAACCGACACAGGCGGGAGCAAUAACACCGCGGCGUCGCAAGACGAUAAACUUGUGGCAUCUCUGGGGAAUAUCGAUCUCAGUGGGGAAACCGCCGGUCGCUUUUGGGCUACAAUCUGCCUCGAGCUUUCUCGAUAUCAGCGACGGAGUUAG
Molecule: messenger RNA, 2011 nt
Organism: Neurospora tetraspora
Lineage: Eukaryota; Fungi; Ascomycota; Sordariomycetes; Sordariales; Sordariaceae
Product: putative glucose transporter rco-3
Exons: 4
Coding region: 203-2011 (602 amino acids)
Biological process (GO): carbohydrate transport; transmembrane transport
Cellular component (GO): membrane
Molecular function (GO): carbohydrate:proton symporter activity
Source: RefSeq, a predicted model, not a curated record